AUGUCCCAGCACCCCACCACCCCCACCGCCGGCGCCCCUCAGACCCGCCUCAAAGCUCACAGCCAGCUCCUCCUACACUUCCUGCAGCUCGUCUUCGGGCUCACCGUCGUGGGCCUGUACGGCCGGGACGUGCGCGCGGCGCAUAAGAACGGAGAUCCGCAGAAUGCAAAGUGGGUGUAUGCGCUCGUUACUGGGGCUCUGGGGGCGGGGACUGGGCUGGUGUAUCUGGGAUAUGGGGUUGCGAUGAUGAAGUUGGAUAAGCUGGGGCGGGAGAGGAAGAUGGUGGGUUCGUUGGGGAGGCUUGGGUGGGGGUUUGUGUUGGUGGUUCUGUGGUUGGUGGUCUUUGGGGUGUUUGGGGGGUUGUAUAUUGGGGUUUAUGGGGAGGGGACGGAGGAGGAGGUGGAGAAGACGAAGAGGAUGAGGCAUGCUGUUUGGGUGGAUUUGGUGAACUUGGUGUUUUGGGUUGGGGGUAUGGUUAUCGAGGGACUGAGAUGGUGGAGGCUACGGGGUGGACGGGGGCCUGGUGGCGACCUGGAGACUGGGGAGAAGGAGGUUGCUCCUGCUUAA
This is a messenger RNA of Aspergillus bombycis, 567 nucleotides long. RefSeq lists its product as uncharacterized. NCBI's taxonomy places the organism in Eukaryota, Fungi, Ascomycota, Eurotiomycetes, Eurotiales, Aspergillaceae. The transcript is spliced from 2 exons. The coding region runs from base 1 to 567 and encodes 188 amino acids. The record is from RefSeq and is a predicted model, not a curated record.